AUGCAACAAACAAAUGGAAGGGAAAAUCUACUUAAAUUUCUCAAAUUGAAAACUCCCAUUAAAAAGCCACUACACAAAUUGCUCACCCAUAUUUCUGGUUAUUUUCAUGAUGAAUAUAUUGAUGGUGAAUGUUUGAGUGAGGAAGAUAAUGAUGAUCCGAAUCGAUGUAACGAUUGUCCAACAAUUAAAGACAUUGUUCCGAUAUUUAGAUCAUUGCCAUUACCUGUUCAAGUUCAUAUGUUUACUAAUUUUGUUGUUAAUUUAUUGUGUUUAGAUGAAGCAUCAGUGACUGGAAGAGAAUUUGUCGACAGACGUGAUUUGAAUAAUAAUAAUAAUGUUAGACUCGAUUAUGAAGAUAUGUUCAGUGGAUUGCCAGAAGAGAAAGUUAAGGAAAAGGAGAUUUUGAGUUGUUUUAUUGUCUACUUGUUUUUUAAAAGAUAUGCCAUGACGAGGUUAGGUUUGGAAUUAGAAUUUUUCUUUGAUUCGGAAAAUGUCAUGUCUUGGAAUGAUAGAGAAAUGUUUUCUGAGGUGUUUAAAGAAUUGAAUCUUGAUUAUAAGGAAUUGAGAAAAGUUUCCAAAGAAGAGUUGAAUUUGAACCAAUUAAAAAAGUCGAAAGAUGGAGACAUGUGGUAUAAAUUAGUAUUAAUGAUCCACGAGGAAUUCUUUGAGGAUUUGUCAGAUGAGGCCAAACAAUUCAGAGAAAAGAUUUCAAAUAUUGUUUUUAAUGAAAUGGAUAGAGCUAAAUCUAAUUGUGAAGAGUAUACUUUAUUGCAAAAUUGGCAUACUGAUAUUGUUUCUAAUUAUGCAAAGAUUUAUAGAAAGAAUCAACCACAUAAGGAUUUAUUGAAACUUGGAAUUGUUUGUCAAACUUCAUCUCUUCACAAUUCUGCAAGCCAAGAUAAACAUGUCAAUUACUUUUGGGAUAAUAUCAAGAAUGUGGAUAAUUUAGGAAAUGUUCAAAUGGGUUUAUUCUCUCCCUCACCAAGAGCAUACUUUACAUUCUGUUGUUAUGGAGCUAAGAUGAAGCAACAUAAUUAUGACUUUGGCGAUCCAAAACAGAAAUUGAGAGGAUUCUUUGCCAUGUGUGACUAUCAUAGAAAACAUUCACUCUUUAUCAACAGCUUUUGUGUGGGUCCAUACGUUGUCGAGUUCAAAAGAUUUCCUAUUCUAUCUCAUUUCAACCACGAAAAGUGUAAGAUGUGCAAUACAAAGGGAAAACUCUGUCAGGCCUGUAAAUCUGUAAGGUAUUGUAGUUUGGCAUGCCAGAAAUCUGACUGGAACUCUCACAAGCAAAAUUGUAAAAUAUAUCAAUUAUUUUUGUAA
This is a messenger RNA of Naegleria gruberi, 1323 nucleotides long. RefSeq lists its product as uncharacterized. Bases 1 to 1323 code for a protein of 440 amino acids. NCBI's taxonomy places the organism in Eukaryota, Heterolobosea, Eutetramitea, Acrasida, Naegleriidae. The transcript has a single exon. The record is from RefSeq and is a predicted model, not a curated record.